UCAUUCAAAUUUGAGGUUUAUUUUAAUCACACCCACAUGCCUCUCAUAUACUACGAUCGCACGAUUAACUCGCCCCUGGAGCUUAUCCUGGCGGGACUGCGGGAUGCAACCGCAGGCUCCUCCCUGCGCGAUCUGGCCACCUUUGUGACGCGAAAGACGGGCUUUCCCGGCGAAGUCUGCUUAAAGGUUAUCAUGGAGGCCCUCGAGGAGGGCAUGGCCUGCAAGAGCAUCCGACAAGAGCACGGGCUUUUCUACGACGUACCGCCAAAACCACCCCGUCUGCCCGCUCGGCGAAAAUUGCAAAUACCGCAGCCAAAGCCGGCGAACGACUGCUGCGAUAAUUAAUUCAUAAUGCCGAGAGUAUCCGCUCGAGUGGCCGAGGAGAGCAGAGCAAACACUUUAUUAAAAUUAAAAUUUAUCUAAAUUGCGACAGCAAGCCAUGCUAUUCUAUCCGCAAAGUACUUGAACAACUUCGUCUGACAAUGACGGAAGGGUUGCUGUUGUUGCUGACGCUGUUGCCAGGCGUUCCCCGCAAGGUGCACUUCUUGUUGCUGCAGCGUCUUCUGUCUGUCAAACGUCAGUCUUGGCGUUGUGGAGCGUUGAAAUUGAAAGCUCCGCUCGCUUUGCCUUUUGGCCAGGUGGGGCAAAGCUGCAGAAGAUGGCUGUGGUGGAUGGAUGGGGCUGGGCCUUUGCAUUCUCAAUGUGUCACUUUGAUUUAUUAUUUUCGACAGCCCUCCCCACGGAGCCAU
Drosophila elegans is the source of this 749-nucleotide messenger RNA. RefSeq lists its product as uncharacterized. The record is from RefSeq and is a predicted model, not a curated record. Lineage: Eukaryota; Metazoa; Arthropoda; Insecta; Diptera; Drosophilidae. Bases 37 to 345 code for a protein of 102 amino acids. The transcript has 2 exons.